Molecule: messenger RNA, 318 nt
Organism: Seminavis robusta
Lineage: Eukaryota; Bacillariophyta; Bacillariophyceae; Naviculales; Naviculaceae
Source: the annotation of a GenBank genome assembly
AUGGUUGAUUUCCUAGCGGCAUUUCCACUGCCACAACAUGCCCAACAACAGGAAACAGAACAGCCUGAACAAGAGGAUACCGUAGGAAUGGCAGCUGCUACUAAUAAUAAUGAUGCUUACUUGGAACCAAUUCCGCUCAAUGAUACUGGUGGCAACAAUGACAAAGUGUUGGGGUUAAUGGCUGAUGCCGAAGACGAGCUCUUUAUGGACUUGAGGGAUGAUAAACGCAACAGUGCCAUCGUUAAGGAAAAUAAUGCACUGAAGCAUUUCGAUUGCUUCAGCAAGUUGCGAGCGGACAAAGCGGCACUACUUUCAUAG